AUGGGCAGCAUCAUCUUGGCCGUGUGCUUCAGCAUGUCCAUCGAGGGCUACACCGGCGUCCAGACGGAGCGGCUUUUGGAUGCGCUUUGGUUGCUGUUCACUUCCUGGGCUGCCACGUUCACUUUCGUGGCAUUGUGGUUGGCCUUGCGCUUCCAGAUGAAGAUCUCUGGAAGUGCUCGAGAGCGGCUGUUGCGGCGCCAUCGCUUCAUGGUGCCUGACGACUUAGUGGUGGGAAAGAUGGGAGGAGAAAACCUGGUUGACCAAAUGGCAGACUUUCACAACUGGGUGCUCACCACAAUGGAAGAUAUGACCUCCGCUCAAACCGACGAGGAGACAUUGCGGCAGAAAUGUGAACCGAUCUUUCUGAGGCAGGGAGGCCGGCCCUUGCGUGUACCUGUUGAAAGCUUGGAUGAUGAAAUCCUUGAUGGUGAGCCGUUGAGAAAAGGCCUCCAUGCCUGGCUUCAUGAGGGUGGGGAGGGCUAUUCGCAGAACAAGACCUUGGAAGUGCCUUACUUCCUGCUGGGUGAGACGUGCCUGCGGAUGCCUUGGGUGAUGCAAGCUGAUGGACCUUCUUUAAAGAUCCGUGUGUUCGGGGAUGCCACGCUCUAUGUCUCGGCGCAGUGUGUUCCAGGUGACGCCCCGGUGACCAAGAAAUCUGGCUCUACGGUGGCAUCUGCUCCCACCAGCCCAGUGAGUGCUGCCGGAGUCCGAAAGGCCUUGCGCCUGGAGAGUAGCGUGCCCGCCUGGCCGGCCGACGAGCUGCCACUGGUGAGGACGGGCUUCAAUGAGAAAUGGCGAGGGGAGAGCGGCUACGGCGAGUUCCGCCGCGUGGAGGGCUUCUCCAUCUUCGUGGAUGUGGAACGAGCCAUGGUGCGGCCCAAGUCGGUUGAGUCACGCAAGUCACGAAGCAAGUCGGUUGAGUCCGGUGAACUGUUUUCUGCCAGACACGGGGGACGCACCAAAGAGUCCAGAUCUUUUUAA
Messenger RNA from Durusdinium trenchii, 981 nucleotides. The record is from the annotation of a GenBank genome assembly. Lineage: Eukaryota; Dinophyceae; Suessiales; Symbiodiniaceae.